This is a messenger RNA of Papaver somniferum (opium poppy), 756 nucleotides long. RefSeq names its product cyclin-dependent kinase F-4-like. The coding region runs from base 1 to 756 and encodes 251 amino acids. NCBI's taxonomy places the organism in Eukaryota, Viridiplantae, Streptophyta, Magnoliopsida, Ranunculales, Papaveraceae. Gene Ontology annotation, cellular component: cytoplasm; nucleus. The transcript has 11 exons. Gene Ontology annotation, molecular function: ATP binding; protein serine/threonine kinase activity. Gene Ontology annotation, biological process: protein phosphorylation; intracellular signal transduction. The record is from RefSeq and is a predicted model, not a curated record.
AUGUGUUUAAGCUCUGCAAGAGAUUCAGUUAGGGAUUUGGUUUCAAUUGAAUGUCCCCAACUUGCUGAAGCUCCAGUCACCAUGAUACAAUCAAGUAUUCCUUCUCCUGAUAUGUGGGCUAUGGGUGGUAUCAUGGCUGAAUUGCUUUCACUCAGCCCUCUUUUUCCUGGUUCCAGUGUGAUUGGCAGUCCAACUCAGAGAUCAUGGGCUGAGUUACCAGGUGCCCACCUUUCUGUGCUUAUUCCAUAUGCUAGUGACGAUGCUUCAAAUCUCAUUAGUUCCCUAUGUUCUUGGGACCCAAACAAGUGGUUGACAACUUCUGAGGCACUACAACAUCCGUUCGUUCAGUCCUGCUAUUAUGUUCAUUCAUCUCUACGGGCAAGAACUGCAAUUACUAGAACUCCUCCAUCUGGUUUGUUCUUUUAUCUUUGGGGGCUGUCCUGCUAUUAUGUUCAUUCAUCUCUACGGGCAAGAACUGCAAUUACUAGAACUCCUCCAUCUGUUGGAACUAAGGAAACACUGGAUCAUAGGAGCAGUAGGAGAUACUCUGGAACUUUCUCUGAUACAAAACCUUUGCGCAACUUCUCGUCUGUAAAGGCAAAGACUACAUUGAGUCCAGGUGAACAUCUGUUUUGGGUCAACUUAAAAGCAUAUCCAGAAUCUUUAAUGCCGCACGUUGAUCAUCUCACUACGAAUGUGAAUGAUGGACAUCUGAAAGAGAUUUUCGGUUUUGCGAAGCAGGUCGAUUCAACUUAA